UAGCCCGCGGGGUGCUCCGAGGUGAAGUUCGUCUUGAGCGAAGAUUCCGAGGUCGUAGACAGGGUACCGCCGACGAUUUGCUUGACGCUUCCGGCGUGCAGGUCUAUGCAAGGGCGGAAGCGCGCCAUUUCUCGCAAAUCGGUGAGGGAGGUCCUAGAGAAGAAUCGUAGAAUGAUGCAAAGGGUGCUUCGUUGAAUGGUGGGGGCGUGCGAGACACGUACGAGAGAUAUCUUGGCGAAAUCUUGGCAUUGACAUUGACGGACAUUUUCCUCCACAAGCUGCGGACUUCCGCGUUCACGGACUAGGACUACAACGGCUAUUGAACAGACAUACUACGACUAUGCCAGCCCUAGCAACGAUGACCACCAGAACGCUGAAGCGGAAGCGUGUAACACGCGAAGAGCCCGAGCAACCCUCCCGCUCACCGACGCCGUCGUCUUCAGAAGCAGAAAGCGAUUCAGAUGACGGGAAGCUACAGGACAUAUUCCGCAAGGCGUUUGAGGCGAAGUUCAAACCCUUGGAUGUGGAGCCUAAGAAGCAAAAAAUUGAGACCGUAGUCGAGGACGUGGAAGAAGAAGACGAAGAAUCAGAUUGGUCUGGCAUAAGCUCCGACGGAGACGAACCCAAUGUCGAAGUCGUGGAAUACACGUCCCGCACACAGCUCGCCAACGAGCGAGCUUCGAAAGCGGAACUGCGUGCAUUCAUGUCCUCAAAACCACCCACAUCAUCCACCCCAUCUCUUACCCAGAAGAAACACAAAUCCAAAUCCUCCUCCGAUGACGACGACCCAACAGAAUCCUCCCAUCUGAAAAACGACCUCGCCCUCCAGAAACUCCUCCGCGACUCCCAUCUCCUCUCCUCCGCCGCUGCGUCCGCCGCCGCUUCCGCCGCUGCCAACACCUCCCUCACCGCAACCGGCGCCGCGCGCCACAAAUCCACCGAUCUGCAGCUCCUCGCCCUCGGCGCCAAAACGUCGAUCCACGCGCAGAAAUCCAUGCCGAUGGCGCAUCGGAAGGGGAUAAUUGCGAAGGCGAGGGAGAGGGAGGAGAAGAGGAGGAAGGAGGCGAGGGAGGCGGGGAUUGUGCUGGAGAGGGAGGUGAAAGUGAAGAAGAAGGAAGGCGGUAAGGAGAGGGAGAGGGGGGUGGGAGGGCCGAGUGUGGGGAGGUUCAAGGGUGGGAUGUUGAGGUUGAGUAAGAGGGAUGUUGCGGAUAUUACGGGGCAUAGGGGGGAUAGGAGUGCGGGGAGGGGUGGGAGGGGGAACGGGAAGAGUAGGAGGAGAUAG
Molecule: messenger RNA, 1282 nt
Organism: Westerdykella ornata
Lineage: Eukaryota; Fungi; Ascomycota; Dothideomycetes; Pleosporales; Sporormiaceae
Exons: 2
Coding region: 341-1282 (313 amino acids)
Biological process (GO): maturation of SSU-rRNA from tricistronic rRNA transcript (SSU-rRNA, 5.8S rRNA, LSU-rRNA)
Cellular component (GO): nucleolus
Source: RefSeq, a predicted model, not a curated record